Zootoca vivipara (common lizard) is the source of this 2552-nucleotide messenger RNA. RefSeq lists its product as uncharacterized. The record is from RefSeq and is a predicted model, not a curated record. NCBI's taxonomy places the organism in Eukaryota, Metazoa, Chordata, Lepidosauria, Squamata, Lacertidae.
AGCGACGGCCAUUUUUUGUGCCCAUAGAAGGGCAAAUCAGGAAAAAAAUGGCCGCCGGCAGGAGAAAAUAACGGAGAAAAACGGGAGAUGAAGUGAUACGGGGGGGCCACCGGGAAAAGGUAAGUAAAAACGGGGGUUUCCCGGGGAAAACAGGGUACUUGGCAGCUAUGCUGAGAUGUGAUCUUACUCCUUAAGGAGACCUAAUCCCAUUUGCCUUCCAGCCUGCAGUAUGGUCAGAUGAAUCCCAUUCACAUGGAUUUGGGGGAAGAGCUGAUCACCUGGUGCCCAGGGCCCACAGAACUUCAAGACCCGUCCUCCCAUUGCCGCGGAGGGUUUCUUGUUGCACUGCCUACAGAACUCAGAAUUGCUACAAACUCACUGGAGUUUCAGGUGCUAAUCAGUUCAAUGGACAGCAACAUUCCUGUGUGCAUCUGCUGAAUGAAUCCAUUUUAGACUGUAGCAAUGAUAGAAGAGGGUCGCUGGGGAGUGGGGAUGUUCAUAUAAUAUCUACCCAGGUGGGAGAUAAUGGUGUGUUUUUUAAAAAUAAAUAGAGUUGUAUACUGCUCUUGGUGGUAUGUUUAGCCUGGAGAAGAGAAGGUCAAGGGGUGAUAUGAUAGCCAUGUUCAAAUAUAUAAAAGGAGGUCAUAUAGAGGAGAGAGAAAGGUUGUUUUCUGCUGUUCCAGAGAAGCAGUCACGGAGCAAUGGAUUCAAACUACAAGAAAGAAGAUUCCACCUAAACAUUAGGAAGAACUUCCUGACAGUAAGAGCUGUUCGGCAGUGGAAUUUGCUGCCAAGGAGUGUGGUGGAGUCUCCUUCUUUGGAGGUCUUUAAGCAGAGGCUUGACAGGCAUAUGUCAAGAAUGCUUUGAUGGUGUCUCCUGCUCGGCAGGGGGUUGGACUGGAUGGCCCUUGUGGUCUCUUCCAACUCUAUGAUUCUAUGGUUCUCAGCAUAAAAACGCAAGAUAAAAACACAACGCACAUGGAGUAGAACUGGGAUGGCAAGUUCAAUCACAUGAUCCAUUUGGUGCAGGAAUUGGGAUGGAAUGGGAAUAUCCUGGAGGUACAGACUUGCAGGGAAAUGGUUAGCUUUCGGUCUGUCCCCCCCCAUUACAAUAGGAAAUGCUCUUGAGUUUUCUCUACCCCCCCCCAACCCGAUUUCUAUUUCCACCAAUCAAGACUCCUCUUCCGAGUCAGGACUUUUCACUUUUCGGCUGCUGCAGCUUGUGGCACCUGUUCAGGGGGAUUUGCUCAGUUGCGCAGAGUAUGCUGCUCCUGUCCUGCACUCAAUAAUUCAGCGGUUGAGCCCUGGAGUGGCUGGGGUUACUGGCCCCCCAGCAGCGCCAUGCAUAUUUCAUGGUCCAGAUUUCAGCAACGGGGAGGUCACAACAAGGCCCCUUUGUGUGCAAGGUUCAGCACGUGGGCGCUGCUGUCACGCACUGCCGAUUCCCAAUGGCCUCCCAUCUAUUUGGCUCCUGGAUGAACCACUAAGCUUACUGCAAAGCAGGGCGAUGCCGUCCCAAGCUGCACCGAUCGUAGGAUGCACCCAGUGGUGUAGGUACCAGAAGGACGCCGAGUAGCAAGCUCUCCACGCCGUUCCAGACCUCUGCAGGCGCUGUGUUGAGCACCUUGCUUCCAAGCAUCUUGACAUUGCCAUCGACAAACCUGGGAUGCUACAGUUCGGCCCACUCAAACAUGCCGUUCCAGCCACACUUUGUCCCCAAAGCCAGGCAGAGGGGGGCUGGCUCAGAGCAGCCACAGCAGAUGGCACCCCUGGAAGCAACAGGCCUGUUCCCUUCGGUGGCUCAGCGAGGUUCAGCCCUGCCCACAGCGAGUGUCACCACCCACCCCGGCUGCGCCAUGAGGAUGAGUGUGACCCCCGGCUUCAGACGGUGCCAGGGCCAUGCAAGGACCAGAGAAGACCCUGCCAGAGGGAAGUGCACAGGCUGGCUGGAGAAGGUAGGAGCUGCAAACAAGCACCAGAAUAAAACUGCUCCCAAGACUCCCUUAACCCCACGGCAAAACAGGAUGGCUCUUCCCCAGAUUUCCAAAGGAGGCAAGGUCUUUGAGAAACCAGGCCAGAAGCUGCCAUGCCUCCCUGCCUGCUUCCCCCAUGCCAAAGCAGCCCCUUUGGGCACUCCUGACAUGGCGCCCUGGACUGGGCCCUCUCAGUCCGAGACUUCCUUCCAUGCCCUUUUCAAGCCUGUCGUGUCCUUCUUGCACAGUGUCCCUUUCUCAGCAGCAGGAACACCCAGCUCCUGCAGCUUCUUCCAAGACCAUCUCGGAGAGAAGGUGCCGGCUGCCGAAGGGGAGCAACGGCAGAGGACCCUGCUGCUCCAAGGCAAGGCGAAGCAGAAGGCCCGGAGCAGAGGCUCACCCAGGCACUUCCGGAGCAAGUGGCAGGGGGUGAAGCUGCCGCCCGUGCCCAGCAUCACCAACCUCAGCUUCAGCCGCAAUUUCACCUUCUCCUUCUUUGAGUUGCCUCCGCAUCAGGGCCCCCAGUACUGGGUGCAGCGCCAGCAGCUCAUCCGCCUCCUGAUGAAGCAGCUGCAGUAG